ACUCUGCAGCGAGGACAGUUCAAAAGCCUGGCUUUCUAUCUGCUGGGUUGCAGUUACUGUCUGUGAAGGCUUCUUCUUUAUCAGUUUGUUCCUGGAGAUGUGUUUCACAUGCAAGCCUGACUCCCUGGCACAGGCCUGCUGGAAGCGAGCUAGACGCCCGGGGAGCUUCCAGAAAUUCCUGGGGUACACGCUGCUCUCAGUGGCUUGCUUCCUGCAUCCCGUCCUCGUCUGGCAUGUCACCAUCCCUGGGUCUAUGCUGGUCCUCACCGCCCUGGCCUACUUCCUGCUGAGCAAGAGGAGGAAGAGCCCGGGGCACAAGGAGACACAUCCCCAGGCAGGAGAGUACGUGGACCCUUCAGCCACCGUGGCAGCCCCAACCAUCGCUGGUGACACUGAGCAGACCUACACCUUCCCUGGGGCCCAGCGGGAGCAGCACCGCUCGCUGCUGGGCCACAUGAAGAGCAUCCUGAAGGGCAGCAAGGACAGGAGCCCAGACCCAGUAGCUCCUGCCCAACUUGCAGCCCCGCCAGCCCCACGCAAGCAAGUGCACUUCCAGGAGAAGGUGGUGCAGAUCAUCCCCUCUGUCAGCGAGAGCUUGGAGGAUGUGGAGAGCGAGGCUGAGGAGACCACAUCGGACACAACACCCAUCCUCACCCCACCCGAUGCCCCCGUCAUCCUCGCUCCCCUCAGCUCCACGGGCCUUUUUUGAGCCCUCAGCAGGAAGGAGGCUGGGACAGACCUGCUACCCCUGGCACUGGCAUCUCUCCCUGCCGCUCCAGCAGCCGAGGGGCCCUGAGGGGUGGCCCUCCUUGCCCUCCCUGCCUCCAGGGUGACAACUGUGUCACCCCCUCUUCAAGGGGCCGCUUGCACUACAUGGUCCCACACCUUGUGACAGGGCCAGUGGUGGUCGCCAGCCCCUGCAGCACCUUGCCCAGGGGACAGGUGGUGGUUCAGCCAGGGUAGUGCCGGGACAGUAAGGUUUCUGCUCCCAUGGCCUCAGCGUGGGUCACCCCUCCGUUACGGCACUGCACAUCACAGCAGCUGCUCCUGCCUAACAUCACAGCCAUGGCCUAUGGCUCCCGUGAGGCAGCAGCAGGCAGGAGGAGGGGAGACCGCCGUGCCCCCAGAGCAGCCUGUGCUGGGGGCAGUUGUCUCCCUCCUGCCCUCGCUGCGCGUUGAAGACCUCGGGGCUGGGAGACGUUCAGCACAGGGCACCGCAGCCUGCAGCAGGGCACCCAAAACGUCAUUUCAGUGGUGGGCUGAGACCAAGCACAUCUCUGGGGCUAGCACCCGCUAAGUGCCCUUCCCCAAGACACACUGACCCCAGCAGGGAAAUCACCUCUGGCCUUGAGAACACCCAUCCAGGAGCAGGGAGGGCCCUGGGGCUUCCUGGUGUCCCCUGCCCAGAUAGCUCUCUUGAGUUAGAAGGGCUUUGGUAUGAUGUGGCAGCUCAGGCCAUGAGAUUCAGCACUGCGCUGUCACGGCAGACUGUGUGUAACUCCCAGUGUGUGUUAAUUAUGCGCCCCAGAGGGCAAAGGCAAUAGUAAAGUUACAAUGCUGUCCCACCAGUCCCCUCCAUGCCAGCUCUUCCCUGAACCCUUCACCUCUGGCUUAAUCCUACCAUAUUUUCUGCCCUUUGAGCACCGUUCACCUAUCAACAGGCAUUUCUUUCCUGUUCAACUCAUCCCCUUGGCGCUCUCGCACCUGAGGACAAAGGCUUUCUGCUUCCCAAUGGCAAAUGCUCUCUGUGCCUGCAGAUACCAUCACCAAGGCCCUCUCAUCAGCAUCAGGCAGCUCUUUUGGCUGCACAUGGGAGAGAACUUAGGUGGCUGGGUUUUCUCAGACAUGGGACAUGAGGCCACACUGUCACCACUGCUGGGAUGAAGAGUUGUAACUGCUCUAAGCCCAGACAUGCAGCAUUGUGGUGAGGUGGUGGUAAGGAGAGAAGAUCCCUGAGACCUGCUAGACUAUUUAUAAGGUAAAAGCCAGUGGGGCUGGCUACUUUUCUUGGAAAUACGUUAUUUCUUCUUUUUAAAAUCUCAGCUCUCUGAGUCACUAUCACUAUGUUCAUUUAGGAAAGCAGCGUAGUUUGAAGUGAAGUGUGAAAAUGUGAAGUGUAAGAGCUCAAAAAUCAGAAGGAAUUGAGAUAAGAGCCCAGUACUACUUUUUAAUAAACUCUUAAGUGACUCCUAAUUUGUGAGAUGGAUGGGGAAGAAGGUGGAAGGUACUGACUCACAAUACUUGACUGCCUGUGUUUGAUAAUGUAACUCUGUCCACAAGAGCAGCUUAUGAGUGGUUGCACACACUUGUCAUUCCUACAGUCAGACAUAAACAAAAAGCUUCUUGUUGCAUCACCAACAUUUAAAAUGAUAGCUGGUAUCUAUUCUAAACACAAUACAUGGAUUAGAGGCCUCCUCCUUCUGGCUGCAUAAAUUAACCCUCCACCCCAUAAUUGCACGCUGGGGAAGAGUCACGCACACAUCUGUCUUUAGGGAGGGUUUGCACCUGCAAAAAUGUCUUCAGAAAAUUGUGCCUGUUUAUAGCCUAACGCUGCAUGACUGAUAACAGCAAGUCCAGGAUCCAACCACAGCUCCACCCUCAAGCUAAUGUAUUCAUCACAUUAAGAAAUAAAGCUAUUUUCCUCCCAAGUUGGUGACCAAACAGCACACCUGCACCAACAAAGGUCCCGACCCAGCCAUGCUAACCGGGUACCCGCCCUUGCCAACUCUGCCCCAAAAAGCUGUGCUCAGAGCUGGCUCCCCAGAUCAAUCACACAUCUGCUUUGCAACUAGACCCACUCUCAUUAGCAAACUCAGCUUUCUGCAUCAUCCAAGGCUCUUCUUUGAACAUUGCAUAACUAAUUACACACACAGAGGUGCUCCCAAUAGAUCUAGCAAUCUGCUGAUGGGAGAAAGACCACAUUUCUGCAGCCUCCUCUCUAGCCCUGAGCAAAGCUCCAGGGCAGCCUGGGUGGGGACAGCUGCUUUGCAACAAAUCUCAUCCUUCAGCCCUUAAUCAAUCAGCCCCACACUUUGUGCUGGUGGGGCAGCAUGGCCAGCUUGCCAGCUGGAGAGAAGCAAUGCCAUGAGAGCACCUGUGGCACCCUGAAGUGUGUGGGGAGCAAAUUUCAUUGCUCUGUGAAAUGCAUAAAAUGAGUUUGCAAUCCUUAGAGUCUACAGAAUUAUGUGUUUCAGUUUUUAGGCUCAUCUUUUGAAAGUCUGUUGUAGGUUUCCCUUAGGAAGCAAGACUGGGGGAAGCUACAGGUGAGGUGGUUGUUCAGCCUUCCUGGAGACAACACUGGACCUGGUUGCUUUUCUUGCCUGCUUCCUUGUGUUGGCCUGGCUCUUCUCCAGCCCCACAGCUAGCUGGCUCAGGAGAUGAAGGCUGGAAAAAAGCUGCUUCUCUUUUCUGUGGUAUUAAUUUGCCCGUUCAGUUAAGGUCCAUGGCUGGCUUACCCUGGAGUCUGCCAAGAGCCUGUGCCAGUGCCAGGGAAGUAGAUGCUCCUCCAGAGGCAGCUAAGCUGUGCCCCAGACAGCACUGGAUGGGUGCGAUCCCACCCCAGGGGCUGAGCUGCUCCCCAGGUUGCCCCUACCAGGGAGUCCAUUUGUACAUCCCCUGCCCUGCUCCUCACCACCCAUCCCACCCCUGGUGCUAUCUGCCAGCUCCAUCAGCAUACAGAGCUUGUUAGCCCAGAGGAAAAAUAAUUAGGGAAAAGAAAGCGGGUGGCUAUCUUCUUGGGUAAUGAGCCAAAUAAAUUCAUGGAAGGAAGGGCCAGCCACAAAAUGAAGGGCAUGAGGCAUAAAUGCACCCCUUUCAGAGGCAGCAGGCUGUUAGAGCAGCUCAACUGCUUAAAGAAAUGCAGCCUCAGGCUUUCUUUAAAAACCUAGUGCAGAGGAAAUGUUCCGCCUCAGGGGGUGUCAGAUGACUUUGCAGAGGGCUCAGAGAUUAUUCGCUCAAGUGUGCACUUCUCUGUUGGCCCUGCUCCCUACAUCUAGCUGUGAUAGGAGCAUCCCAGAGGCUACUGAAAGCACCAGAGAUGCUGUAGAGCACUGUUGGGGGGGUCUGUAUAUGAAAAACUCUCAUAUAUGGAGGGUAACUGCAGGAAAAGAAAAAGAGAAGAACUUGAUGCUAUUAACUGUGCAGUGCAGUGAUAUCUGAAUUUGAGCUGCCUGAACUCUAAGUCCACACAGCACUACAUGAACAUUGCUGUAUAAUUUUUGCCUGCAUUACAGUUAAUUCAUGAUGCAGCUAAUCCAUUGAAAUUAAUCCACUGAUUUAGAGUGCAUAAAACUAUAAACUCCUAUAGAGUCACAUACUGAAAGGAAAGAAGAUGAAUCAUCCAAAAAAAAUACAUGUGUAAGGUAAAACUAGGUGAGGUAAUCCUGGAAGAAAUUGUUUCCUUCACAAUUUCCUUCAAAGAUUUCCCUGCAUGAGGAAAAAUUUACCUGCUUUGCAUGUACAUGUGCAGUGGAAACACUCUACAAUGUUACUUGACAGCCCCCAUCCCAGCUUAGUAAACCCGUAUGUUGCGAACAAUUACUCCAUUUUAAGUUUUGUAUGAAGGCAAAAUAGAUUUCAGUGCAGGCUUCGGUUACAAUUCCUCUCUGCCUCCAGUGCACACCAGUACGAGUAGCUGUUGCACAGCCCCGAAGGCAGGUACACUACCUGCCCCACCACAGUGCUCCCACCUCACACCAGGUGCUUAGAUAGUCACCCUCCAAACUCCCUAGGUCCCCCCGGGGACACUGGGCCCCAGUUCCUCUGAGCACUACUCCCUGUUUGAAACAUGGGUAUGAAUGUUUUACACAUACAAAGCAGCAUUAGGAAAAUAAGGUACAUUUGCAGAGAAAAGUGUUCAGUUUCUGCAGUGUCAAUACUCGAAAUCAGAAAUGCACUACUCGUAUCUGCAUGUGCAACACUCACAGCAGCAAACACCAGUAUUGGCAACGGCGGCAUGGGUGGCUCCUAAUUGAAUAUUGAGUCAUAUCCACAUGCAGGAGAGGACCUGUCUCCACUCAAUUCCAGAUGCUGCAUGCUCACACACCUGCAACCCUACCACUCCUCAGCCCUGCACCUUCUCUCAUCCCGUUCAGGAGAUUCUCCCAUGUGCUGGACCAGAAAUUCAGGUUCUGUUUUGGCUGGACUCCUGCAUUUUGUGCUGUGAAGGAAGUUACAGGAAUGAGAAACCAGGUCCCAAACCUGCCUGGGAUUCCUUGGAGCUGUCAGCUCCCUUACCUGCUUGGCAUGGUGUGGGCAAAAGCAGGAAUCUGGCUUCCAACUGAUAUAUAUCAGCUUGCAUACCACGGUACUUAGGUACAUGGCACUUGCAUACAACCUGCACUUAGGUUAUAUCCUAGUGAAUGAUUAAGGUACCUUUAGAAAACUAAUUCUAUGCAGCUAUUCACUCAGCAUGUGACAUUAUUGAAUCUUGUUUUGAGGCUCUAUGCAAAACACCAGGAACCUGAUUUUCCAACUCAGGUCUUUGGAUCACAGACUAAAGAGGGAAUCCAUAUUUCAGACAGAAAAAAAAAAAAGGGGAGAAAAAGAAAAAAAAACAGAAGAGUAAUGUUUCCUGACAGUUCUUCAUCUUCCCAGACCGUACCUAAAGAGGACUUCAUACCGCACGGGAGGAAGUUCUGAACAGCAUCUAAUCCCCAUCCCACUCUCAACUCUUCCUUCUGCUCAGCCUCUCCUUCACCCUAACCUUUUCCAUCCCAGAGCUGGCCUCAUUCAGAAGAGCUAUUUAAAAAGAAGUAUCUUGAUCAGUCCCUGCUAAACAAAGUCAUACAUACUGUGACAUGAUUACACAGUUCCUCCCUGCCCUAACUCUCCUUCCACUGCCUCCCUCUCCAAAACUCCCCUGUAAGAGGGGCUGGGUUUGGUAGUCACCCAGAUGCCCAACCUUGCUUAUCAGCCCCCAGCUCCCCAGCUGGUGCAUCACCCACUGCACCUGCUCUUGCUCUCCCUGGAGAGCCACACUUGCAGCUGCAGUUUUGGGUAAGGCUUUCAACACUGCAGAGGGGGAGUAACACCGACCAAAUUGUGCCUGGAUGGAAAGAAGGCAGCAGCCACGGGGGUCAUGCCCAACAAAAAGAGACUAUAUGGCAGCCCUAACUUGCUAAGUUUUUCUGUUGUUUUGGGGCAAACCUCACCUUCCAACUCUUGAAGCCUGCUGAUGUGCUACAAAUUUUGCACAAUAAAAAAGCAAGUUUCUUUUUUCAGUAACAUUUUGUGCUAGACUGUAUUACUUCCUUCAGCAGCAUGAGAAAACAAAAGUACACAAAAAGAGUUUUACUGUGCACAAAACUGAGCUUAAGAAGCUCUUCGACAUUGGCUACUCAGCCACACUCAAGAAUUUUCUGGGGUGUCGUGGAAUUUGGUAUAGUGACAAUACUUUUGAAUUUGAUAUAGUAGCACCACAUUUCUCCUUUUCAAAGUGGGAAGGCUUUGUCUGGGUUCUUUAUUACUGCUUUUACUCUUGUGCCUAUUGAGGAGACGAUCCCCAGCAUGGGAGCAAGCCUACCUCCCAGCCCAAUCAGGUGAAGGGACUACAUCCCAUUCUAUGUCACAC
Molecule: messenger RNA, 6571 nt
Organism: Aquila chrysaetos chrysaetos
Lineage: Eukaryota; Metazoa; Chordata; Aves; Accipitriformes; Accipitridae
Gene: TMEM72
Product: transmembrane protein 72
Exons: 4
Coding region: 98-709 (203 amino acids)
Source: RefSeq, a predicted model, not a curated record